CUUAAGGCAGAUGUUGAUUGAUAAUAUUCAUGUUAUUUUGGCAGACUGAUUUUAGUUUCAAGUUCUUGAUAUAGUUUAUCUAUCCAUUCAAAACGGCAUCAACACUUUAUUGAAUUGAAAGUCAGUUUAAGCAUUUUAUUGCCUAUUAGCGCAGCGCGACAUUAACCCGCUGAGCUCAUUGAUGCGGAAAAGAGAACGAACAUGUGGCGUCAUUAAGGGCUAUUCACGCUGAUGAUCCUGAACUUUGGAAGCCAUGUGACCAGCCGCUGUGCUGACACACUCAGAAUCCAUGCGUGGAGGUGGACCAUGCCGGUGGGCGUCCGGCAGUCUGACCCACCGACUCUUCCCUCCAGCUCACGCUCACUACAGAAGCUGGUGUUUUCAGGCAUGUGGUGUGUUUGCUCCUCUCUCUCCCUCUCUCUCUCUCUCUCUCUCUCUGUCAAUACACUCAACCUUAAAAGGCUAUUUGCGGCGCCGUCUAAUGGCGGCCGAUCCACCAAACCCUCCUCGCGUGCCACGGUGUCCACGCCAGCGGCCUGUUGCGCGUGUCUGUUGCACGCUUGGUCCCACAUUGGCGCCGCUGGCAUAUGACAGGACAGGACCCCAGAUAACCGAGGGAAGGGCUUGAAUCUCCGGUCUCACUCCAACGACUUUUCACUGAAAUUUGCUUAUUGAAACACUUAAACACUAAUUCGCUCAAAAAGCGCCGAACCCGAACGAUGGCGUCCCACAGCCCCGUAGCGACGCAGGAGGCGACCAACGGCGGCCCUCCGCCUCUCAAGCCCGGCGGCUCCCAGGAGUCCAUGAAGCUGAAGAAGGAGAUCUCGCUGGUCAACGGCGUGUGCCUGAUCGUGGGCAACAUGAUCGGCUCCGGCAUCUUCGUCUCGCCCAAGGGCGUCCUCAUCCACAGCGCCUCCUACGGCCUCUCGCUGGUGGUGUGGACCAUCGGCGGCAUCUUCUCCGUGUUCGGCGCCCUGUGCUACGCGGAGCUGGGCACCACCAUCACCAAGUCGGGGGCGUCCUACGCCUACAUCCUGGAGGCCUUCGGCGGCUUCCUGGCCUUCAUCCGGCUGUGGACGUCGCUGCUGAUCAUCGAGCCGACCAGCCAGGCCGUCAUCGCCAUCACCUUCUCCAACUACAUGAUGCAGCCCAUCUUCCCCACCUGCGUGGCUCCGUACCUGGCCAACCGGCUGCUGGCCGCCGCCUGCAUAUGCCUGCUGACCUUUGUGAACUGCGCUUAUGUGAAGUGGGGAACCAGAGUGCAGGACAUCUUCACCUAUGCUAAAGUCAUAGCGCUCAUCGCCGUCAUCAUCACUGGCCUGGUCAAAAUAGGACAAGGUCACACUCAAAACUUCGAGGGCUUGUUUGAAGGCUCGUCUCAGGAUCCAGGUAACAUCGCUCUGGCCUUGUACUCGGCUCUGUUCUCCUACUCGGGAUGGGACACACUCAACUUCGUCACAGAGGAAAUCAAGAACCCAGAGAGGAACCUGCCACUGGCCAUCGCCAUCUCCAUGCCUGUGGUCACAGUGAUCUACAUCCUGACCAACGUGGCUUACUACACCAUCCUCCCCAUCAACGCCAUCCUGGACAGUGAGGCUGUAGCUGUGACCUUUGCAGACCAGGUGUUUGGUGUGAUGAACUGGACUAUUCCUCUGGCUGUGGCUCUUUCCUGCUUCGGAGGACUCAACGCCUCCAUCCUGGCUGCUUCCAGGCUGUUCUUCGUGGGCUCCAGAGAAGGUCACCUGCCCGACUACCUGUGCAUGAUCCACGUCCACCGCUUCACCCCCAUCCCCGCCCUGCUCUUCAACGGCGUCAUGGCGCUGAUCUACCUGUGUGUGGAAGACGUCUUCAGGCUGAUAAACUACUACAGCUUCAGCUACUGGCUCUUUGUGGGCCUGUCCAUUCUGGGGCAGCUGUAUCUGCGCUGGAAGCAGCCGGACAGGAAGCGACCAUUGAAGCUCAGCCUCGUGUACCCCAUCGUCUUCUGCCUGCUCACCGUCUUCCUGGUGGUGGUGCCGCUCUACAGCGACACCAUCAACUCGCUGAUCGGCGUGGGCAUCGCCCUCUCAGGCGUUCCCGUCUACUUCCUCUGCUGCUACACGCCUGCACACAAGAGGCCGCUGUGGCUACGGAGCUUCAUCGCCAAGUCCGGCGUGCUGAUUCAGAAGGUGUGCUACUCUGUUCUGACCGAAAUGGACGAGGACAAAGUUCAGUAGCAACAUUCGUUGUUGACAUCUGGCAGAAGACACACAGACGCACAAACAGAGGCUCAACCUAAACUCCAUCUGGCUCAUGGCUGUCUCACGGACGAACACUCGAGCUGGAACCAUCUCCAACACGUCAAUCAUCACCCUGGUGAUAAUGCUCAUAUACGAAUGAAGGCUGCUGGAUGCCUGGUGGCAGAUGGACUCAAGCUGACUGAGAACAUUUUAAUGCACUCCUGAGAAAAACUGAUUUCAAUACACAACUGUUCAUAAGAUUAUUUAAUUUAUGUUGCAAGACAUAUUGUAAGUGAAAUUACACAAAAGAUAAUUUUGGUUCAUUUAAGUGGACUACGGAAUAUAGAAACUACCUUGAGAUUAUCAUUAUUUAAGGAGAUGAGACCCGUUCAUUGAAGAAAAGGUUUAUACAAAUGUUUUCUACUGUCGGCUGCAAGGUCUAAGAAGUGAAGGGCUAUUUUUAAACAAAUCUACUUUUUUAGGCAGCGUCUGACUUUAAAACACUUUUAAAUACAAAAGAUAUGAGCUGCAAAUGUAUUUAUAAUAAAAUUACU
Betta splendens (Siamese fighting fish) is the source of this 2773-nucleotide messenger RNA. RefSeq names its product solute carrier family 7 member 7 (gene slc7a7). Gene Ontology annotation, biological process: amino acid transmembrane transport. Gene Ontology annotation, cellular component: membrane. The transcript is spliced from 10 exons. Gene Ontology annotation, molecular function: L-amino acid transmembrane transporter activity; basic amino acid transmembrane transporter activity. Lineage: Eukaryota; Metazoa; Chordata; Actinopteri; Anabantiformes; Osphronemidae. Bases 720 to 2216 code for a protein of 498 amino acids. The record is from RefSeq and is a predicted model, not a curated record.